GACGAUUUCGAAGAUUAUUCAGAUGAUUUUGAAGAAGAAACCGACACUGAUAAUGAUAAAAAUAAAAGUUCAGAUGAGGAGAAUAAUGCAAGAAAACAAAAAAAAGUACAAUUUAUGCAUUCUUCUAAUUCUAUACAACGAAAAAUUGAUUUUACAAAUGCGACAACAAUAAAUUGGGAAAAAAUGUCCGAAGUAGAAAGACGAUAUAAAAUGUUGAAACAUUUAAUUGGAAUGGGAAUUGUACAAUUUGAUUUAUUGGAUCAUCAUCUAAUUCAUGCGAACAAUUUUUAUGCGCAAAUGUUUGGUAACACGAAUUACACUCAG
This is a messenger RNA of Loa loa (African eye worm), 324 nucleotides long. RefSeq lists its product as hypothetical. The record is from RefSeq and is a predicted model, not a curated record. The transcript has 3 exons. The annotation marks the transcript as partial. Lineage: Eukaryota; Metazoa; Nematoda; Chromadorea; Rhabditida; Onchocercidae.